AUGUCAGAAAAAGAUAUAUUGGAUGGAAUAGUAGAAAAUAUCAUUUCUCAAACAAGCUUAGAAAAUCAAAUCGAAUCAGAUGCCCAAAAUAUACUAGAUCAAAAGAGUAAUGAACAAGAAACGAAAAGAUUAGAAAGAAGUUUAAAUAAGCUAACACAAUUGAAAAAGAAAAGAGAAUUAUUUCAACGAAGAUUAAACAAUGCAAAUAGGAUAAGCGUUAAAAAUAAACUAAGAGAAACUAUUGACACAUUAAAUAAAGAUGAAAUCAGCCCACUUCUACAAGACAUAAAAGAUAUUAAAAGCAGAAUUAAAGUUAUAAAACCUCUGAAAGAAAAUGAUCAUUAUAAAAAUAAUAAAAUUCCUAAUGUCCAGUCAGACAGACAACAAGGUGAAUCUGAAACAGAUUAUUUGAUAAGAGUAGGUAAAGUUACCGCAUUUGGUAACAAAUCAAAUUUUGUACUCACUAAUGACGAAGAAGGUGAUACUACCGAUAAUUAUUGCGAGCAACGAGAGUUAGGAGGGGAAAAACAGGCAAAUUCCACCGAAGUAAGUAGAAAAAGGAAAGCUAGUCACAAUAUCUAUGAUUCUAAUCUGGAACUACAAGAAAUGCUUCCAGAAAAUGUCUUGAUAAAGGGAAAGAAAUCGAAGAGACAAAGUAGGGAAAAUCAAACUACUGAUAUAUCUAUAAAUGAAGAGGUAUCAGAUAAUAAACCUAUCGAUAAAGGGCGUCCAGAAGAGUUGUCGGGCUCUGAAUUUGACGAGGAAGAAUUUGAAUCUGAACUCGAAGAGGAAGAAGUAAUAUAUGAAGGGAGUGAAGCUGAGGAAGAGGCUGCCUCAAUAAAAGUAAAAGCUUCAAAUUUUGUGGAUGAUGGCGAUGAAUAUAGUUAUCAAAAAAGAUUAAAGUCAUGGAUAAAAAAUAGGUCCAAAGAUAGGAAGAUAGACAAACACCCAGAGUUACCAGAAUGGCUUAAAACUCACCCAGAUUUCAAGGAUGCUAAACUAUCCAAUGAUCUCAAAAUACCCGGAGAAAUUUUCUCCAACUUGUUUAACUACCAAAAAACUUGCGUUCAAUGGCUCUGGGAGCUACGGCAGCAAAAAUGCGGGGGGAUUUUAAGUGAUGAAAUGGGAUUAGGUAAAACUAUUCAAAUUAUUGCAUUUCUGGCUUCUCUACAUCAUUCAAAUAAAUUGGAUAAACCAGUAUUGAUCGUAUGUCCAGCAACUGUGAUGAAACAAUGGGUCAGUGAAAUACAUAAAUGGUGGCCACCAUUCAGAGCAAUUAUUUUGCAUUCUAUUGGCGCUGGAUUUGAUGCCAAAUCAGGUAAAGAGGCCAUGAACGAUGAAAAAUUGGAAGAGAUGCUAGUAAAUUCGGAAAAUUUUACUUAUGAAGAUUAUAUCGAUCAAAACAAAGUGAAGAACGCAAUUUCCAACAAGACAGAAGCAUGUAAAUUGAUUGAUAAAGUGGUUGAGUGUGGCCACAUAUUGGUCACCACUUAUGUCGGUUUGAAAAUAAAUUCUGACAGGUUGUUGAAAGUAAAUUGGUCGUAUGUUAUAUUGGAUGAAGGCCACAAAAUCAGAAAUCCAAAUUCAGAUAUAUCUUUAACAUGUAAACGUGUUAAAUGUAGAAAUAGAAUAAUUUUGUCUGGGACACCGAUUCAAAACAACUUGAUUGAAUUAUGGAGUUUAUUUGAUUUUAUUUACCCUGGAAAAUUAGGUACACUUCCCAUAUUUCAACAACAAUUUGCACAUCCGAUAAAUAUGGGUGGCUAUGCCAAUGCCACAAACUUGCAAGUUCAAACUGGCUACAAAUGUGCAGUAUUGCUUAAAGACCUAAUAACUCCAUAUCUACUAAGAAGGGUGAAAUCGGAUGUAGCUAAGGAUCUACCCAAGAAAAAUGAAAUGGUUUUGUUUUGCAAAUUAACUAAAUACCAGCGGAACAAAUAUAUGGAUUUUUUGAACUCUGAUGAACUGACAAAAAUUAAGGGUGGCAAAAUCAAAGUUUUAUAUGGAAUUGAUGUAUUGAGGAAAAUAUGCAAUCAUCCAGAUUUGUUAAUAAGUAAAGAUUUCAGCUAUAAAAGACCCGCAGAUUAUGGAAGUGCCUCAAGAUCUGGGAAAAUGCAAGUGGUCAAACAAUUGUUGAAAGUGUGGCAUGAAAAUGGGCAUAAAACUUUGCUAUUCACACAAUCAAGACAGAUGCUUAACAUUUUCCAGGACUUUAUUGAAAAAAGAGAUCCUGAUUUGUCAGGCAAUUUAAAGGUGUUGCGUAUGGACGGUACGACAAAUAUUGGGGCAAGACAAGCGCUUGUUGAUAAGUUCAAUAAUGAAAACUAUGACGUCUUUCUUCUAACGACCAAAGUGGGUGGAUUAGGCAUCAAUUUGACUGGUGCAGAUAGAAUUAUUAUCUAUGAUCCUGACUGGAAUCCAUCCACUGAUUUACAAGCUCGUGAACGUGCCUGGAGGAUUGGCCAGAAAAGAGAUGUUACAAUAUACAGAUUGAUGAUAGCUGGUUCUAUAGAAGAGAAAAUUUACCAUAGGCAAAUUUUCAAACAAUUUUUAUCCAAUAAAAUCCUAAAAGAUCCGAACCAGAAAAGAUUUUUCAAAACGAAUGAAUUACAAGAUUUGUUCACCUUGGGAGGCAGUCGCGGGUACAAUGAAGAUUUAAACGAACAGAUCAGUACUCUGACAGAAAAAAAUAAUAACAAAUCAGGUGGCAAUAAUGAUGAUGAUUUGAAUGCAGUUUCGUCAAUGAGUGGUGUUUCUAAAUUGGAGGGAUUUUAUGAUUCUAAAGAACAUGAUGAAAUUGAUAAAACCGAAGAUGACCGUUUAAUGAAAGGAUUAUUUGGCAUUGAAAGUGCAGUCAGCCACAAUAAUUUGGUGGAUUCUCAUUACAAACCUUCUGAUGAUAUUAUAACUCGGGAAGCGGUUAGAUCAGCGGCAAGGGCUGCUGAAGAAUUAAAAAAAUCUAGAAAUAUAACCAAACAGUACAAGAUAGGAACACCCACAUGGACAGGUAAGUUUGGAGUUGCUGGAAAAGCUAAAAAGAAUAAAAAAUUGAGUAUUACUAACAUAAGUAAAAGUAAAAAUAUAUCAACUAAAAUGCUUAAUGGAGGUGGAAAUGGUUCUUCUGCAAUUUUGGAUACAAUUAAAAAAUUAAAUAAUACUGACAACCCAUCACCAACCAUACCAAGCAAUGCUCAAAUUGACGCAAAACUAACUAAAGACGUUGAAGAUUUAUCCAAGUUUAGAGAUUUUCUUAGAAAUAAACCAAAUAAGUUUGCUACUUCUUCAGAAAUUAUAAAUGGUACUGGAUUUAAACUUAUUACUGAGGAAGAUACACUUCGAUUAAGGGCAUUCUUGAAACAAAUUGCCACAUUUGAUAAACUGUAUAAAGGUUGGAAAUUAAAAGAGGAAAAAUAA
Messenger RNA from Saccharomycodes ludwigii, 3414 nucleotides. RefSeq names its product DNA-dependent ATPase RAD26 (gene RAD26). The coding region runs from base 1 to 3414 and encodes 1137 amino acids. The transcript has a single exon. Gene Ontology annotation, cellular component: nucleus. The record is from RefSeq and is a predicted model, not a curated record. Gene Ontology annotation, molecular function: ATP-dependent chromatin remodeler activity; ATP binding. Lineage: Eukaryota; Fungi; Ascomycota; Saccharomycetes; Saccharomycodales; Saccharomycodaceae. Gene Ontology annotation, biological process: transcription-coupled nucleotide-excision repair.